Molecule: messenger RNA, 577 nt
Organism: Calliphora vicina (urban bluebottle blowfly)
Lineage: Eukaryota; Metazoa; Arthropoda; Insecta; Diptera; Calliphoridae
Product: peptidoglycan-recognition protein SC2-like
Exons: 1
Coding region: 20-577 (185 amino acids)
Biological process (GO): peptidoglycan catabolic process; innate immune response
Molecular function (GO): peptidoglycan binding; zinc ion binding; N-acetylmuramoyl-L-alanine amidase activity
Source: RefSeq, a predicted model, not a curated record
AAACAAUUCCAUACUAAUAAUGGUGUCCAAAACUUUAUUCGGUCUCUUGGCAGUGCUGGCUUGUGCCCAGGCUGUUUUCGGUGUAGCCAUCAUCACUAAGUCUCAAUGGGGUGGUGCUCCUGCCACCAGCAAAACCUCCUUGGCUAGUGGUUUAGCUUAUGCUGUCAUCCAUCACACUGCUGGUGCCUAUUGCUCCACCAAGGCCAGCUGUAUUCAACAAAUGAAAAAUAUUCAAAGUUAUCAUCAGAAAACUUUGGGUUGGUCCGAUAUUGGUUACAACUUCUUGAUCGGUGGUGAUGGCAAUGUUUAUGAAGGUCGUGGCUGGAAUGUAAUGGGUGCUCAUGCCACCAACUGGAACUCUAAGUCAAUUGGUAUUUCCUUCAUGGGUAACUAUAACAAUGAUAAACCCACUGCUGCUCAAAUCUCUGCCGCUAAGGGUUUGUUGGCCGAUGCUGUUGCUCGUGGUCAAAUUAAAUCGGGUUAUGUUUUGUAUGGUCAUCGUCAAGUUGGAUCUACUGAGUGCCCUGGCAAUAAUUUGUAUAGCGAAAUCAAGAAAUGGUCUAACUGGAAGGCUUAA